Aspergillus aculeatinus CBS 121060 is the source of this 2503-nucleotide messenger RNA. RefSeq lists its product as uncharacterized. Lineage: Eukaryota; Fungi; Ascomycota; Eurotiomycetes; Eurotiales; Aspergillaceae. The record is from RefSeq and is a predicted model, not a curated record. Bases 490 to 2403 code for a protein of 637 amino acids. The transcript has 3 exons.
GCCUGAUAUACCCUUCCGAUCUCUCGGUCAGGAACGUCCAAAUUUAACUCCCGCAGCCCCGCGGCUAAUGAAUCACUGAUCUACCCUUUCUCCCGCACAUUGUUGGUGUUCAGCUUUCUCUGUGUUGUUAUGGCACAGUAGCCACUUUCAAGCCGCAGCUGUCAGCUUCCAACUCUUAUAUCACACUAGGAAACUGCGUGGCAGGACAUCGCCGGUGGGAUUUAUUCCUCCUGACAUUCCACACCAGGACACAGCCUGACUAGGCUUUCUGCUAAACGCCCUUCAUUUGCCUUUUCUCUACUUUCACUUGCUCUUUUCCAAGCUGGUCUUGGAAUAACAUCCAUUGCAUUCCUUUCAAUCGACAAAUUUGCUUAGCACAUCGUGUGCAGUCCAGCCGACACAAAAUCUUCCGAAGUUCAGACUAGUAUUCAAAGCGCUUUCCUUCAUUGUGUCGUUCGUCAGACCCUUAUAUAUACACCUGUCGCAGUCAUGACUUCGACAACUUUAAUGACAUUCCUUCUCUGUACCAAUCCGCAGGUCAAGUCAGUCAAACUGCUAGGCUCAUGGGACAAUUUCUCCAAGCCCUACCUCAUGGAGCGAGACAGACGUGUUGGUCCGGGUCAGUGGAAGGGGUGUCAUACCUUCGCCAACAUCGUGUGCGAUGGUUCACCGGCCCACAUGAUUCCAGCACGUUCUGGUGGACUGAAGAUGGGAGGUACCUACUGGUAUUAUUAUCUGCUGGACAAUGAUGUGGAGUACUACAAUGAGGCAGAACCUAUUACCACCCAUUGUCCAUUUCUUCCAGGCCAGCCGGUCAAUGUUCUCAAUGUACCUGUUAUUCUUCCAGAUGCCGUCCCCGCACAUACCCACUCAAGAAACCCAAGUGCGCAAAGCGUGGUUCCUCAAACUAUGAACCCGGAUGAUAAGUACCUCAACCCUCGACGACCGCCCAAGCCUAGACCAACGCUUCCGCGCCUCCGAACGUCUCCUCCGUUGUUGGAGCAGCCAACCCCAGCCUGGUCGUUCAGCACUUCUCCGUUGGGAAUAAUCACCAACAGGAGCGCUUCGCAGCCCAGCAGUGCAACCCCGAAGGUCAGGGUCAACGAAGGACCCAGGGGCCCAGUGUUCAAGACCGCUCGGUCUGUAUCCCCUCCAAGAUCGAGAGGACUCCUCGCCGCAUUUCGACAGUGGAAUGUUUCGUCUCCUGAUCUUGGAGAACAUCAUGGACCAGAGAUUGCCAGACCUAGUCCAGACCGGGGGCCGUUAGAUUCAAAUCCUCAUAUACCUACUGGCCGUUUCGAUACCAGUAUUCAUCCGAACAUUGUCAUCAAUCGCCCGCCUUCCACCGGCUACGAUCAGUCUUAUAAUCAAAGAGUCUACACAGGCCAUCACUUGGCCCCGGCCGCUGCUGGUGAUCGCCAGUCAGUGCCCUCGAGUAUCCAUGAAAAGUCUCAAAAUCCCGCGGAGCAGCCACUCGUUGCUGAACAAGCAACACCACGCGCAAAAGCACGCGAUUUGAAGCAAAUGAAUGCGGUCGAAAGAUCACUCUGGGAAUCUUCUGCUUUGCUAGCGACGUCCAUCGGAUUCACGACAGCUGAGGAUCUGGCCAUGACGCCAAGGCCCUCUGUUACCAGGGAAAAGCGGCUGCCGACACUGCCGAACUCUCCAUCCUCGGUCAUGGACGAGGCGUUGCGCGAGAUUGAUGCUCGAGGAAAGGCUUUUGAUACGGAGGCUAUGGUUAGCCACUUCUCCGAUUUCACUGAUACGGACUCUGUGGCAGGUAGCUCGGUGUGUGAACGAAGCCAUUUCUCUGAGUGGAGUACCGAUACGGAACUUCUUUCUCCGGAGUCUAUGACAUGCUCAGCCCCAUUCGACCAAGACGUACCACCUCUUCCCGAUACCUACGUUUCAGGUUACGCCGAUUACCUGAAGACAUCAGUCGCAGGAGAGAUGAGUGACCCGGAUACACCUCACCUCACGGUGAAUUCCAAGUCUACAGCUACCUCCGUUGCAGGCGAUUCGCCUCUUCUUGAUCUUCCGCUCCCCCGUCUUUCUAUCUCGCUAUCGCCGUCCGAUCUCAGUUUGUCUGACCUGUGCAUCAACGAUGAGGAGGAUUGCGUGGAGAGUAACCCCAAGCGGCAUGCAGCGUUCUUCGGAGGAGUUGAGUCUAUUCAAGGCCUUGGCCUUCUACACAGCCCCGAUCCUACUGUAGUGGGCUUUCCAGAGCAUCUCAAGGAUGAGAUAAAGCUCUUGCAGGAGGAAAGGCGUGCUGUAUCAGAUCCGGUCAAUAACCGACUGAGCAGAGCGUCCCUAUUGGGACAAUCCGCCGCCAUGCGGGAAAUGAUGACUGAGCUCAGUUACCUCAAAGGUAUGAUUGAGUCAGGAGCCAGUGCGGAGAUAUAAGAUAUAAGCUUUGUCUUCCUUGAAGCCAUAUAUAUGUCGUUCACCUUAAGUGUUCUAGUGUAAUAUAAUUUGAGAAUAAUUCGAUUGCUUGAUGUCUGGC